Messenger RNA from Botrytis fragariae, 1983 nucleotides. Its product is annotated as putative transcription factor cys6 protein. Gene Ontology annotation, molecular function: DNA-binding transcription factor activity, RNA polymerase II-specific; zinc ion binding. The record is from RefSeq and is a predicted model, not a curated record. Bases 1 to 1983 code for a protein of 660 amino acids. NCBI's taxonomy places the organism in Eukaryota, Fungi, Ascomycota, Leotiomycetes, Helotiales, Sclerotiniaceae. The transcript has 2 exons. Gene Ontology annotation, biological process: regulation of DNA-templated transcription.
AUGGCGCCUAAUACUCCCAUCGGGUACAUCGUCCAAUUUCAAGCCUCAGAUGGAAGCCCAAUUGAUGGCAACACAAUUAUUACUCCGUACAACAAUAAAGCUCAGAUGAACCCCUCGGCCCAGCUUAAUGGUACUUCCGGAAGACAAGCCAAGAAGCGGCCUAACCUCCCCAAGGUUCGGUCCGGAUGCGUAACUUGCAAACGAAGGCGAAUCAAAUGUGACGAGCGAAAACCCGAAUGCAAUCGAUGUCAGGUGUUUGGCGUGGCAUGUGAAGGAUAUGGCGUUCGUAUCUCUAUAAAUCGACGUAAACCCGACCCUAAACCGCUUCUCCCUCGCACUGAUGAGGUAUCGCCAAUAUCGUCAUCGCCUCAGUCAUCUCACUCACAACAACUAUCGUCACAUUCCUCGCCGUCGAUGAGACUGCCCUUCCGAGAUGAAUCUGAAGAACGAUAUUUUCGAACAUAUUUGACUAAGACAAGCAUAUCCGUGACUUGGAGUCGAAGUCGCGUCUUUCCUUCGUCGUUAUGGGAUCGCAUCAUUAUGCAAGCUGCACACGAUGAAUCCUAUCUUCGGGAGAUGCUAGUCGCAAUUGGUUCAUUUGCUGAAUCCAAAGAUGUCCAAUCGAGGGGAUACGCGGAUGAAGCAGUGCAAAUGCGAGUUUUUGCUGUCAAGAGAUAUGGGCUUGCCCUUCGUUCAAUGAGUGUUGGAUUGUCUAAACUAGAAACCAGUGAAGGUCCAAGGAAGGCCUUGAUCGGUUGCCUUUUAGUUUGCUGUUUUGAAUGGUUGUUAGGAAAUGACUUUACUGCUCUUGAACAUGCUAGAAGUGGUGUUAAAAUACUGCGCCAGUGGCUAAGAAAUUAUAGAGGUAAAAAUUACAAAGCAGGUCUCUGUUCUCCGGACUCUAGGAUGAUCGAGGACGAAUUAGUUCAAGCCUUCCUUAGGCUUGACAAACAAGUUGCAACAUUUGGAGACCCUGGAACGAGUGAAGAGCACAAGGAGACAAUAUACGAAUCAAUCGGAACAAUACAAGACAUGCCCAGCAUUUUUCCAGACUUACAGGAAGCCCGCUUAUAUCUAGAGCUAAUCGAGAGACGAUCGAUACAUUUUGGAUACCUAGCAGCUGAAUGUGCCGCUGCCGCCAGAAACACUGAUCCUUCCACUGCAAUCAUAGUAACGAAUGGCUUUAAAGAGGAAAAUAGCCUGCCUGAAUUAGUGGACAUAAAGGCCCUUAAAUACGGAAUCACACAAUCACUUAUCAGAUGGACAUCAGCCUUCGAUUUGUUCUGUUCUGAUAUCCCACCGCUUGAGACUGAUCAGAUUGCCGGAGCCAAUCUAUUAAGAGCGCAGAGCAUCGCGAUGGAUAUAAUUAUGAAAAUUGCGCCAGGCGGUCCGCCACCAGAUCACGACGCAAUCAUUCCGGAGUAUCAAAGUAUAUUGGCUAUUACUGAGGAGAUUCUUACCGAGACAAAAGACCAACGACAACUUGGGAAUUUUAAAUUCGAACAAGGUGUCAUAAUGCCUCUACACAUUGCCGCAAAAUGGUGCCAUGACCCCACGAUCCGGAGUCGGGCAAUAGAACUUUUGAGAUCGUAUAGAGAUAGUGAUGGGGAACCGAUGAGGGAGGGAGUGUGGGAUAGCGAAACGUUUGCAGAAUGGGAUGAAUGUGCAUCAGAGAAGAAAGAAGGUUCGGUAUGGGGAGAUGGCUCGGAAAGGAUUGGAGAUGGCCACAUGCGGAAUGCGGCGAAGGAUAAAAAUCAAAUUUUCAGAUUGAUUGGAUCGGUGAACUGGGAGAGGAGGUCCAGUAGUGGAAGUUCGAGGAGUGAUUUGGGACGGGGAAUGAGCGGUAGUCCUAAGAGUGAUAUGGGACGGGGAACGAGUGGUAGUCCUAGGAGUGAACAAGGGCAAGGAAGGACGGGAAGUUGUGUGGAAUUGGGGGAUGCGGAGGGCUGGGUCGAGGAACUGCCCGUUAGAGCAUCCCCUUGA